AUGGACACAACUGAAGAUAUUAGUGAUUUACCAUUUAGUUAUGAUGAUGAAACAGAUAAUGAAGCAAUUGAAUGUCCUAUUUGUUAUUGUCCGUUGAUCGAUCCGGUCGAACAUCAAUCACUGAAUCAAUGUACACAACUAUUCUGCAGACAAUGUGUCGGGAAACUUGACAAAUGUCCAUUCUGUAGAAUGGCAGUUCCACAAUGGGAUACAGUUACACUCUCACCUGCCACACUCAAAUUCUUAUUCAGACCACUCGGUGAAUUAAAAGUCACUUGCAAAGUAUGCAAGAAAUCAACCACCAGAAAGGAAAUAAUCAGUCAUGUUGAAUCAUGUUCAAUCGUUUUACCAAAAGGAUUUGUACCAAAAGUUGAAGAUACACCCACAAACAACAACAAUUCUUCAUCUAAGAAUUUACCAUCGAUUAUCAAUCCACUUUUUGAUUUAACAAGAAGAAUGUUUGGAAGUGCUAGUCCAACAAACGCCAAUAAUGCUACAACUUCUAAUAAUAGCAAUAGCUCAAAUUCUGUUUCGACAAACUCAAAUAACAGUAAUAGUAAUAUGAAUAAUAACUCUAAUUUCAAUAAUAAUAAUAAUAACAAUAAUAACAACAACAACAAUAAUAAUAAUAAUAAUAAUAAUAAUAAUAUAUAA
Messenger RNA from Heterostelium album PN500, 654 nucleotides. RefSeq lists its product as uncharacterized. Gene Ontology annotation, biological process: protein polyubiquitination; ubiquitin-dependent protein catabolic process. Gene Ontology annotation, molecular function: ubiquitin protein ligase activity. NCBI's taxonomy places the organism in Eukaryota, Evosea, Eumycetozoa, Acytosteliales, Acytosteliaceae. The record is from RefSeq and is a predicted model, not a curated record. The transcript has 3 exons. The coding region runs from base 1 to 654 and encodes 217 amino acids.